AUGUUUCCAUACGGAGCCGCGCCCGAGGAGUCUACCGUGCGUCCAUUGGCGGAUGAGGACCAACAGUUACUUCUCGGGCUUGUUCACAAAUAUGGAGCUUCAAGUGUUUUGUAUGCCUUGACCGGCUAUGGAGAACCAUCUCGUGCGUCUGCGUUUUCCGCAAACACACUUCUGAGCAGCGCGAGCGCGUCUUCAAUAGCCUGGACUAACUCAGAGGCGGCCUCACAAUGCCGAUCAGAUGAAGCCUCCAUUCACACUUCAUACACUUGGCCCGAUGUUCAGAACGACAUACAACCGGUGCAUGAGGCAGAGGCUAACAAGGGGACUGAGCGAUCAUGGCUCGACUCGCCUGUGGCAGUUCCGUCUCCGAUGAUUCAGCCCCACGACGUUACAUCACACCCAUCUCCGCGAUUAGUGACACCAACCUCCAAAAAGUACCAGUGUCACAUGUGUUAUUUGGACAACAGCCCCGUCGGAUUUGGCCGAAAGAGCGACUUCAAGAAGCACCUUCACAACUUCCAUGGAGCCGACGUUGUCUGGAUCUGCCGGACCAAAGGGUGCCAUCUAUCCUUCUCCACUGAGCGUGCUUAUGGCACUCACGCCAAGGAAGCUCACAGAAUGAAGGCUCUCCCCAACAGCGCUGCUCGCACGGAAAUGUGCCCGCAGCUUGUCUUCGCCUGUGGCUUUGGCAACUGUCGCGACCGGCUAUUCGAAGCCCAUAACGCGGAAGACGCCUCGGCAACACGCGAUAAGCAUUUCGAACACAUCGCCAAGCAUUUUGAAGAUGGAUUCGAUGUUGCCAAUUGGGAGUACCGAGUCCAGGUGCAAAAUCUGAUGCGCCAGAAGCAAGUGAAGCAGGUUUGGAAGACAUGCGUAUGGCCCAAGGAAAAACGACAACAGCUCCACUGGCGAGCCAGGUCUUCUGGUGACUUGAAGCGCAUCCUCGAGUGUCGCCACUUGGGGACCAACAUCUCCAGCCUGGUCAGACUGGCCUUCAUUCUCGGCACUCCUCCGUUCACAACCAACACCACUCCACCGCCGAACGAGAUCGAUGCCUACUUUCAACUUCCGUAUAGGAGCCAAUGCUUACUAGAGACAUCCGGGCACUCGACCCUGCCAAGCACCGCUUCAAAACCGGAGGAGGAGGACUCGCCUACGCUCAGCGUCCCCAAGAGCCGGUCGGGCAUCACGAGUAUCCCUCAUACCAUGCUCAAGCUCUCUACCCGCUCACUGAAACGGGGUACGCGACCAUCAACGCCUGCAAGUGUCAUGAGCAAUGGCGGUGAUACAAUCAUGGGUGACGAUUUAGCGGCUGGCCCGCACCCAGGAACUCCGUUCCCCAUCCCCAAUGAGACUGUGUGGCCGGCAGACGCUCCCAAGUUUGCUCCGGAUAUCCCGACCUCCAUGCCAAAGCAGGCCGAUACACCGCUCUUUGAUCAUCAGCAGCUACAGCACCCGCAGCACCCACAGCAGCAGCUGAUGUAUACCAUGCCGCCGCAGGAUCCUUCACAGCAAGCAUGGAUGGCCAUGGAUCAACACAUUCCGGCGUUUCAAACACAACAGCAGAUUUUCCCAGACCAGCCGGAUAUGAUGAAUGGCCUAUACGACUAUUCGAUGAACACGAGCCAAGCUUCUACGAUGCGGCCAGCAACACCAACACCCCACAAGCGACCGGCAUCGUGGAGCCGAAUGAUUAGCAUGGAGAACCUGCGACCAGCUAAGAAAUCGACCGCUGAUACACCGCCGCCCGGUAUGAUUAUGGGCAUGUGAACGGAAUGGGCGUCUUGUCUGUCUGUUUACCGAACUACAUAUUUGCCAUUGUUAUAUUCUAUCGCCGAGACGAUCCGGAUAGAGGGCCCGUUAGCGAAUCGCUCCACUCUUUUAUCGACGUUUAUAUGUAUCCAUUAUAUCCCUUGCUGCGGCUGCUUUCCUGUAUUCUCAACCAUAUAUACCACUUUAUACUUACCGGGACGACAAUGUACACUUAAUUGGAGGAACUGAGGGCGGGGAAGGGGCAAGGCCGAUCGAAUCGCUUUCCAUUUUUGUCACUAUACUGAUAUUGAGAUACCAUUUCAUUUUCCUUUCCUUUUUCUUCUUUCCUUUCAACAAUUUCAUCCUUUUUUUUUCUUUUUUAUUUUUAUUUUUGCUUUUAUGCGGUGGACCGGCGUCGUUCAUGAAUCACAUAUAUUCACAUAGAUAAGGUGGGAUAGGUUACUAUGGCAUUACGUGGAGCGAACAUCUCUUUUUUUUUUCUCUGUUGCGCUAUAGUGUACGAAGGAGGGUGGAUGGGGAGACAGAGAGAGAGAGAAGUUGGCGGAAAAGCAAAUCAAGAUACACAUGAAUACUUAGUUGUACGGCGCAAUGUCUGGUGAAAAUGACUUUUUUACAUAUGGAGACAGGAAGAAAUCUACAAUUGACUUUUUUUUUCU
Molecule: messenger RNA, 2429 nt
Organism: Trichoderma atroviride IMI 206040
Lineage: Eukaryota; Fungi; Ascomycota; Sordariomycetes; Hypocreales; Hypocreaceae
Source: RefSeq, a predicted model, not a curated record